Messenger RNA from Macaca mulatta (Rhesus monkey), 2147 nucleotides. RefSeq names its product phosphoribosyl pyrophosphate synthetase associated protein 1 (gene PRPSAP1). Gene Ontology annotation, cellular component: ribose phosphate diphosphokinase complex; cytoplasm. Lineage: Eukaryota; Metazoa; Chordata; Mammalia; Primates; Cercopithecidae. Gene Ontology annotation, molecular function: magnesium ion binding; ribose phosphate diphosphokinase activity; ATP binding. The record is from RefSeq and is a predicted model, not a curated record. Gene Ontology annotation, biological process: purine nucleotide biosynthetic process; 5-phosphoribose 1-diphosphate biosynthetic process.
AAAAAGUUGGAAACAGCUGGAGCCACUACCGAGGUAGGAUGCUCCUCCCAAGAAGGUGAGACCGAAAGAGCUCCCGUGGAAGCGGUCAAAGCAGAGGUGGAGCGAACCUGUGACACGCCCCAUCGGCAGAACAGGCUUUUAGAGAGUCGCCCGGCUCCCUGCCCUCAUCCGAGAUGGCUGCCUGAGGGCGCUCUAGCCGACAUUCCUCGGAUGCCCGGAGGGGGCGGUGGCCUUGUCUCCGGCUCUCAGGCGGCGGCGCUGGGAGCAGCAAACGCUUGGCAGCUGCAGUCCGUGGUGUGGGGUACGCAAGGGUGCGGACCUCGGAGCUCUCCCAGCCUGCGCCGUUUCUCAGCGCCUUCCCCACCCGAACCGGGGUCUCGCGGUUGGAAACGCUCCGGGUGCAGCCCCGCGCGGGGCCGGCCGUAACCGCGCCGCGGGCCGGACGAUGCCCAAGAAGCUGCUGCUGUUGCCCCCGCUCUCCGCGUCCUCGGCUUUCCGUGUCCCGCGCGCCCGCCCCGCUCCCCCGCCGGCCAUGAACGCCGCUCGCACCGGCUACCGAGUCUUCUCGGCCAACUCCACGGCCGCCUGCACGGAGCUGGCCAAGCGCAUCACAGAGCGCCUUGGUGCUGAAUUGGGGAAGUCUGUUGUAUAUCAAGAAACCAAUGGAGAGAUGUGAAUACAGCUGUGAUGGAGUUGCUCAUCAUGGCUUACGCACUGAAGACUGCCUGUGCCAGGAAUAUUAUUGGGGUCAUCCCCUACUUCCCCUACAGCAAGCAGAGCAAGAUGAGGAAGAGAGGUUCCAUUGUGUGCAAGCUGCUAGCAUCCAUGCUGGCAAAAGCAGGUUUAACUCACAUUAUCACUAUGGAUCUUCAUCAAAAGGAAAUACAAGGCUUUUUCAGCUUUCCCGUGGACAACCUUAGAGCCUCACCUUUCCUGCUUCAGUAUAUCCAGGAAGAAAUUCCAAAUUACAGAAAUGCAGUCAUUGUAGCUAAGUCUCCUGAUGCUGCAAAGAGGGCCCAGUCCUAUGCGGAGAGACUGCGUCUGGGUUUGGCUGUCAUCCACGGGGAAGCUCAGUGCACGGAACUGGACAUGGACGAUGGUCGUCACUCCCCACCUAUGGUCAAAAAUGCGACUGUGCACCCGGGCCUGGAGUUGCCGUUGAUGAUGGCCAAAGAGAAGCCACCGAUAACUGUAGUUGGAGAUGUUGGAGGCCGCAUCGCAAUCAUCGUGGAUGACAUUAUUGACGACGUGGAGAGUUUUGUUGCUGCCGCAGAGAUCCUGAAAGAGAGAGGCGCCUACAAGAUCUAUGUCAUGGCCACCCACGGCAUCCUGUCUGCAGAGGCCCCCCGCCUGAUUGAGGAAUCCUCCGUAGAUGAGGUGGUGGUGACGAAUACUGUCCCUCAUGAGGUUCAGAAGCUGCAAUGUCCCAAGAUAAAGACUGUGGAUAUCAGUUUGAUUCUUUCUGAAGCCAUUCGGAGAAUCCACAACGGAGAGUCCAUGGCCUACCUUUUCCGAAACAUCACUGUGGAUGACUAACUUUCACGAGGGUCUCGACCCUGGACCUCCUGAGGGAAACAUGGAAAAAGCAGUGCCAUGAGUGAUACAGUGUUUCCUUGCAAGGGAGGACUGGAAACAGCCUGGAGUUAGAUAGUCUCUCCUGCCCGGAUUGAUGGGUAGGAGGGAUUGAAAGAGUCAGGAAGAAGACGGAGCUAAUGGAUAAAUGUCAUAACAUGGCCUUAUAUCUCUGCUGUCAUCAGCCCUGAUCCUUAAAAGUUCUAGCUGCUUUCCUGAAAAUAAUCUGAAAAUCUUAUUGAUACUAAAGAGGAGUUAAAGGCACAUAAAGUCUUAACUCUAUAAUGUUCAUUUAGUUGUUUCAGCUCCAGGGAAAUGGAGGUAUUGAUGUUGAACCUGGUUAGGGAAGCUGAGCGCCUGUGGCUCUGUUGCUAUCCAGUUGGCCUCUCCCAAAUCAACUUCAGGUCUUUUAUAGAGAAUCGUAUUUUUCUUUCAGAAAUUGUUAUGCCUACAGCCAUUGAAAAAUGAAGCAUUCAUGUUGUUACAUCUUCCAAGGAUGUCAGAUUAGAAAAUAGCAUCCCACCUCUGGAAAUCUGAGUGGCUCUGAAGUUGCAAAUAAAAGAAUUUGUUGUCUU